CAAGUGAAACAAUAAGAGAAAAUAUUUUACCAGAACAAAAUAUAGAAGAUGAUAUAGAAAGAGCUAUAACAAGUGGCAAUCAAACUAAUAAUCAAAAAUUGACUAAUGAGUAUCAAGUCACUAAUAAUAAUAUGAGUGGAGAAAAUAAAUCUAGUCAAACAAUAAGAGAACAUAUUAUACCAGAACAAAAUACAGAAGAUGAUAUAGUAAGAGAAACAACUAGUGACGAUCAAACUAGUAAUCAAAUAAUGACUAAUAAACAUCAAGCAACUAGUAGUAAUAUGAAUGGAGAAAAUAAAUCAAGUGAGACAAUAAGAGAACAUAUUAUACCAGAACAAAAUACAGAAGAUGAUAUAGAAAGAGAAAUAAUUAGUGAUGAUCAAACUAAUAAUCAAAUAUUGACUAAUGAGCAUCAAGCCACUAAUCAUAAUAUGAGUGGAGAAAAUAAAUCUAGCGAAGCAAUAAAAAAAAAUAUUAUACAAGAACAAAAUAUAGAAGAUGAUAUAGAAAGAGAAAUAAUUAGCGAUGAUCAAACUAAUAAUCAAAAAUUGACUAAUGAACAUCAAGCAAGAAAUAAUUAG
Messenger RNA from Plasmodium relictum, 581 nucleotides. RefSeq names its product TRAP-like protein, putative. The record is from RefSeq and is a predicted model, not a curated record. The transcript has a single exon. The annotation marks the transcript as partial. Lineage: Eukaryota; Apicomplexa; Aconoidasida; Haemosporida; Plasmodiidae.